AUGAACCCCGAAUAUGACUACCUGUUCAAGCUGCUGCUGAUUGGUGACUCUGGCGUCGGCAAGUCGUGUCUGCUGCUGCGUUUCGCCGACGACACGUACACGGAGAGCUACAUCUCGACCAUUGGCGUGGACUUUAAAAUUCGCACGAUCGAGCUGGACGGCAAGACCAUCAAGCUCCAGAUUUGGGACACGGCCGGCCAGGAGCGUUUCCGCACCAUCACUAGCAGCUACUACCGCGGUGCCCACGGUAUUAUCGUGGUGUACGACGUCACGGACCAGGAGUCGUUCAACAACGUCAAGCAGUGGCUGCACGAGAUCGAUAGGUACGCCUGCGAGAACGUGAACAAGCUGCUGGUCGGUAACAAGAGCGAUCUGACGGCUAAGCGUGUCGUGAGCACGGACGCCGCCAAGGAGUUCGCCGAGAGCCUGGGCAUUGAGUUCCUGGAGACCAGUGCGAAGAACGCCGCCAACGUCGAAAAGGCCUUCAUGAUGAUGGCCGCCCAGAUCAAGAAGCGCAUGGCCAACGCCCCCGUGGCUCCCAAGGCCGGCGUCAAGCUGACGCCCGGCCAGCAGGUUCCGUCCAACGGCGGAUCGAAGUGCUGCUAA
Phytophthora sojae is the source of this 606-nucleotide messenger RNA. RefSeq lists its product as hypothetical. Gene Ontology annotation, molecular function: GTP binding; GTPase activity. The record is from RefSeq and is a predicted model, not a curated record. NCBI's taxonomy places the organism in Eukaryota, Oomycota, Peronosporomycetes, Peronosporales, Peronosporaceae. Bases 1 to 606 code for a protein of 201 amino acids. The transcript has 5 exons.